Molecule: messenger RNA, 3013 nt
Organism: Puccinia graminis f. sp. tritici CRL 75-36-700-3
Lineage: Eukaryota; Fungi; Basidiomycota; Pucciniomycetes; Pucciniales; Pucciniaceae
Exons: 3
Coding region: 211-2868 (885 amino acids)
Biological process (GO): protein O-linked glycosylation via mannose
Molecular function (GO): xylosyltransferase activity; glucuronosyltransferase activity
Source: RefSeq, a predicted model, not a curated record
CGCCAGUGUAAGGAGGCUUGAGUUUCUUCACAGAUAGUUUAGUGAUUGAAGCCUUCAAACUUGACGAAUUUUGUUUCGAGUCACUCCUGGAUAACUUAGUCACCGCAAAACACCAACCUCCUGACUUCUCCAUCAACACUCCCUUUUAACCGAAACCUCACUCCUUCUUACAAGCCGGUUAACGCAGGAUAGGACAUUUGGCUGGACAUCAUGCCCGAUAGUCAAAACCUUAGUCAACCAUUCGCGUCUAGCAAUGAAGCUGAUCGACUCGCGACCCUUGCUUCCUUGAACUUGCCGUCGGCCCAUCAAGUUUCAAACCUUUCGGCUUCUUUUGAUUUCGAUGGUCGAUCAUCGGCACCGUCUUCCCUUUACUCCUCUGCCGCCACCUCGCCUAAUUCUGAACAUCCUCCCAUUAGGAAAGAUAAAUCUUACUUGUCAAUCAGUCGCCCCGAUUCUCCAGCUACCAACGCGAGCCCGGAUUGGGUUAAUGAUGCCCCUCGAGAAUCGCAUCAUCCAAGUGCCACCCAGACAGGCUCCCGGGACGCGUCAAACGCUCAGGAUCCGCUCAUGUCGAUUUCAGUUGAAAAUUUCGCUUCCGCAGAGGAAACCACUCGUAGAAAAUGUGACGAUAGAAACCGCCUCUAUUUUCCUCCAGGUGCCAACCCACUGAAAUCACCUGCUGCAGGAGUCUCGUCCUCAGUGGAUGUGAUCAGUAAAGAUUGUCCCACGGAAAAGCCCACAAAGUCCGAAUCGUUCAUUACUUCCAGCGGCAUUUCAAGUAAAAUGACUGCUCAUCGAAGAGUUUCCGCUCCGCAGGACCAAAAGCCUACCACCGUCCUUCAUUCAGACAACACCAUUCGAAAAUCUCCUCUUGUUCCAAUCAGUGUCGCCAGUUCACAUACUGCAUGGUCGGAAAGGCGGGGUGAAAAGCGUGGUGGUUCAUCCUUUCCUGGUCAAAAUUACUUGUCAUCUCUCCUUCAUAUCUUGCCCCUGUCUUCUACCUCGAACAAUUCUCCUUAUAGUGAUAGAACUCCUUUACCCCAUCUCGCAAGGCGAUUUCCUGGCAGCAACCUUUUUUGGACCAUCAUCACCUUCAUACCCCGUCUGAUAGUCCGCUUUCUCCAAUAUCUUGUUUCUCCGUGGACCAGCUGGCUCUCCCUCCCUGAUUUUCUUCUCCGAAAUAACUCCUUUGGAGAUCCGACAGGAGCUGUGAAAUUUCGAAGGAAAGGGCUCACAAGUCUGAUUGCGGCCGUUUAUGUCAUUUUCUGCAUGUUGAUGUUCAGUCACAAUGUUUCGUUAAAGCUAGGACUAAUUAAUGGCGAUAACUUGGUCUAUCGAGACGCCAGAGGAGAGAUGAUACCACGAAAAGCUGGCGAGCUUUCCUGGGGAAACCUAUUUUCAAUACUCAGUCCCUUUGAAAGUAAAUUGCAGAUGGAGUCGAUGGAGUUUGAAGAUGAGUGGAAUCCUCAACUUGCGCUGAAGCGGAGGCCAUCCCACCCACGUUCUUCUCAAAUUUCCGACAAUUCGGCUGCCUCCCUUGCUGCCAGAAUCGACACUUCCUUGAGUUCUAUGACACAUACUGCAAGGUUCAGCAAACUACACCCAAAAUCGGGCGAUCGAUUCUCUGAAGAAGUUACUCCGCUUUUGUUCGAAGGGACGCAUGUUUUUCCCACGGAUUCGAUCACUGCUUGUUUAUAUUCGAAUCCAUUUUGGCUACACAAGCUAUCUGACUUCGUGCGGAGUUGGGAGGGACCCAUUAGUCUGGUUGUCGAAUCUUUUUCAACAGACCGGUCUGAACUCAUCACCAAAAUACAGAGAUUGAGGAAAAUGAAUUCACUAAUUAGGCAAAGGGUCGACUUUCAUAUCGUUCUGGCACCGGAUGGCUCUCCAGCACAGAAGCUCAAGAAUGCACAGCGUAUGAUGUCCGAGCCCAUUGCCACUAACGCUCAGCUCAAUGUAGCCCGUUUUUUCUGUCGGUCAGAAUUGGUAUGGCUAGUAGGAGACGCUAGGGUGCUACCUUCCACCGGCCUUUACGAUCUCCUAUCCCAGCAAACUAGCCUCCGGACGCGCGUGCUUGACUACGGAGACGCAAUUGUCAUUCCAAAUUUUGCUUUCAUUCGAGAAAAACAAGUAUAUCCCAGCAGUUUUCCGUGGACGAACGAAGUUGCUGACUUGGAUCAGAUGGCUCAACAAUACAUCAAUGAAUCACUCUCAUCCAUCGCGCUACCUCCGGAUGAAUGGCCGAAGACCCGUGAAGACUUGCUCAGACUCACCACUGACUCGAAUAGUUCAAAUCCCGACACGUCCGUGAUGGUCAUGUACGAUCAAGCCUGGAAGCCGUCCCAGGGCCCAACUAAUUGGACCAUGUGGCAAAAGUUCGACCCAAAGUUCGACUCCGAAGUCAACUUCAAAACUGAUUUUGCGAAGUCUUCAAAAGAUGAAGUCUCCGGACCUCAAGACCAGAUGUAUCCCAUCGUCAGUUAUGACCUGAAUUACGCACCUAACGUAGUCAUAUCCAGAGAGGGGCAGCCAUGGUGCACCGAACGGUUCGAAUUCAAUAAGGCAGCAUGCGUCUAUCAAAUGUAUUUGUCGGGUACUGAGCUGUGGGUAAUGCCAGAAGCUUGGACAUUGACCGUUCAACAGAUUCCUAGAAAUGGGAAAGAGUUCGACGAGGAUCGGGAACUAAAAGAGCUGAUAGCAGCUAGGUUAUACUCAAAGUUUCAUCAAGAAGCCUGUAUGCAUUACGGUCGGGAGUUUUCAUCACUCGACGCAUGGGAAGACGAUCGUUCUAAACAUGCUAGAGCAGUUUGUCUGCACGUGUUGAGUUCUUGGGGUGUUGGGAUAUCUUCACGAGAUUUGAUGGUGUAGUUUAGUUUUAAUUGCUUCUGAAUUUCCAGUUUUACAAUUUGGUUACAUAACAAUUUUGUGCUAGAAACAGCUGUAUAUGUAUUAGUGUCAUUUUGAGUAACUGCUUGGCUAUUUUAUUGGUAAUAUCAUUCUUUUUUUAUUUUUG